Molecule: messenger RNA, 1488 nt
Organism: Harpia harpyja (harpy eagle)
Lineage: Eukaryota; Metazoa; Chordata; Aves; Accipitriformes; Accipitridae
Gene: NPBWR1
Product: neuropeptides B and W receptor 1
Exons: 1
Coding region: 91-1074 (327 amino acids)
Biological process (GO): neuropeptide signaling pathway
Cellular component (GO): membrane; neuron projection
Molecular function (GO): neuropeptide binding; neuropeptide receptor activity
Source: RefSeq, a predicted model, not a curated record
CGGCUUGAGAAGAGCAGGGGUCUCACCUGGUUUCCCCCACUUCCGAGUCAUCCCCAUUGCCAGUGAGCCUGGUCACCCUCUCCUGUGGCCAUGGAGAACUCCUCCCACCCUGACACCAAUUCCUCAUGUGCAGACUGCACCAGGAGAGGGGAUGGGGGUCUGAAUAUGUCCACUCCCCCACUGAGCCCCAGCUUCUACGUCACGGUGCCUGUUAUCUACUCAGUCAUCUGUGCCGUGGGGCUGACAGGCAACACCGCCGUCAUCUAUGUAAUCCUCAAAGCCCCGAAGAUGAAAACGGUCACCAACAUCUUCAUCCUCAACCUGGCCAUUGCUGACGAGCUCUUCACCUUGGUGCUACCCAUCAACAUUGCUGACUACCUGCUCCUGCAGUGGCCCUUUGGAGAGUUCAUGUGCAAGCUCAUCAUCUCCAUAGACCAGUACAACACCUUCUCCAGCAUCUACUUCCUCACUGUCAUGAGCAUUGACCGCUACCUGGUCGUGGUGGCCACCACCAAGUCCAGGAAGAUGUCCUACCGCACCUACCGAGCAGCCAAGAUCGUGAGCCUCUGCGUCUGGUCCUUUGUCACUGUCAUCAUCCUGCCCUUCACUGUCUUUGCUAAGAUACACAAGGAGCAGGGGCGCUCCCAGUGUGUCUUCGUGUUCCCCCACCCUGAGAGCAUGUGGUGGAAAGGCAGUCGGAUCUAUACCCUUAUUUUAGGCUUUGCCAUCCCAGUGUCCACCAUCUGCAUCCUCUAUACCACCAUGCUGUGCAAAUUAAGACGCGUGCACCUCCACUGCAAUGCAAAAGCCCUGGACAAAGCCAAAAAAAAGGUGACGCUGAUGGUGGUUGUCAUCCUGGCUGCGUGCCUGUUCUGCUGGACGCCCUAUCACCUUAGCACGGUGGUGGCCCUCACCACAGACAUCCCACAAACUCCACUCAUCAUUGGGAUUUCCUACUUCAUCACUAGCUUGAGUUAUGCCAACAGCUGCUUCAACCCUUUCCUGUAUGCCUUUCUGGAUGACAGUUUCCGGAGGAGCUUUCGCAAACUGAUAGAUUGCAGAACCACCUCAUAAAGCCAACCCUCUGUCCCCUUCUGUGCCCCUCUCACAGUCAUCUGCUCUUCCUGGGGGACUCCAGCCCAAAGAAUGCUUUCUCUCCAGCCUCCUCGUGAUGGCCCACAGGGCUUCAGAUUGUCUCACUAUACAAGACACAAACUGGGGACAGGGCGAUCUUUCUCAACUUUCCUGCAUUCAUUUCCUCAGCACUGCUCUCCAUCCCUUGCCUUGGUUUUUUUGUUUGUUUGUUUGUUUGUUAGUUUUUAUUUCCUUCUCUCUAAUGUGCUUUCUGUCCUAGGUUUGUAGCUCACAGAGCUGCAGCAGGUCCCUUUUCCCCUUUUAAAGUUAUCGCUUUGUGAACUCAAGCCACACAACUGUGUCUAUUACUGGUGAUUCGUAAAGCCCAAUAAAGGUGUGUUAUUGAGCAUCUUG